Scleropages formosus (Asian bonytongue) is the source of this 1518-nucleotide messenger RNA. RefSeq names its product lumican-like. Lineage: Eukaryota; Metazoa; Chordata; Actinopteri; Osteoglossiformes; Osteoglossidae. Gene Ontology annotation, molecular function: protein binding. The coding region runs from base 1 to 1314 and encodes 437 amino acids. The transcript is spliced from 2 exons. The record is from RefSeq and is a predicted model, not a curated record.
AUGGGUUAUCUGCAUAUAACUGUCAUAGUGGCUCUGGUCAUCACCACCCUAUGUCAAGACUAUGACUCUGGUCAGUAUGACACACUUGUGGAAGAAUAUGACCGCUAUCCCUUACCUGAGCCAGACUAUGACCGCUUUCCUCAACGUCAGACAGAUUAUGACCGGGAACCCCGCCCUCAUCCAGACUAUGAUGGCUUUCCUCAACGUCAGACAGAUUAUGACCGGGAACCCCGCCCUUAUCCAGACUAUGGCCGCUAUCCUGAACCUCAUCCAGACUAUGACCGCUAUCGUGCUCAGCCGGACUAUGAAAGUUACAUCCAACCUCAGCCGGACUAUGACAGCUACGCCCAACCACAACCUGACUAUGACAGUUACAUUCCAAGUACUUACCCUGUGAUCCCUCGCUGUGCUCUGGAGUGUGACUGCCCCUUUCAUUUCCCCACUGCCAUGUACUGCAAUGAACGUAAUCUCCACUUCAUUCCUGUUGUUCCCUCUGGAAUCAAGUACCUGUACCUGCAGAAUAACAUGAUCCAAGACAUCAAGGCCAGUGUUUUUGAAAAUGCUACCGACCUCUUGUGGCUUAUCCUAGACCGCAAUCACAUCAGUAGUGAAAACAUUGAAAAGGGUGUAUUUGAGAAGCUAGUCCACCUGGAGAAGCUGUUUAUCAACUACAACAACCUGACGGAGCUAAUGGGCCCAUUACCAAUGUCCUUAAAUGAGAUGAGCUUGAUUGGGAACAGGUUGUCAAAAUUGCCCUCGGAAACACUGGUGGGGUUGGAAAAUCUAACUGCUUUGUACCUGGAAGGUAAUGAACUAACGUCUCAGACUAUUUCUGGGGCCUUCAAUGGACUCAAGUCUCUCGUGUAUCUGGACAUCAGUAACAACAACCUCAAGGAGCUACCCCUUGGAAUUUCCAACUCCCUAGAGGUUUUAUAUGCUGAUCAAAACAUUAUCAGCAGCAUCUCAAGUGGCUACCUGCAGAACCUCCCUGUCCUGCAGUACCUCCGGAUCUCCCACAACCAGCUGACUGAUGCAGGGGUCCCUGCUGGUGUCUUCAACCUCUCCUCUCUCCUUGAGCUUGACCUCUCAUUCAACAACCUGCAGUCCAUCCCUGAGGUGAAUGAGAACUUGGAGAAUCUCUACCUCCAGGUCAACAACAUUAACAAGUUCAACAUAUCUAGUUUCUGCGGAUUUUCAGGAGCUUCCUCCAGACUGACACACCUGCGGCUUGAUGGCAAUCAUAUAACGCGCAGAGACUUGCCUUUGGAGAUUCCCAUGUGCCUCCGUAGGGUUACUAUGUUCCUAAUUGACUAGAGGUUGUCAUCCAUCUCCUCUUCUUACAGUGACACAGUGGAACAAAUCAAGUGUCUGAUUCCUUUGUCCAUACCAUCCCAUGAAAAUAACAAUGUGUGAUCCCAUUCCCCUCACAUCUGUCCUAUACUAUCCAAAAGGUCUCUUCUCUCAUAAGGUAUCUGUGGAACCACUGCAACAAAAUCUGCUGUGAAAAGCAUCAGCAAA